Messenger RNA from Filobasidium floriforme, 999 nucleotides. RefSeq lists its product as uncharacterized. The transcript is spliced from 2 exons. The coding region runs from base 1 to 999 and encodes 332 amino acids. NCBI's taxonomy places the organism in Eukaryota, Fungi, Basidiomycota, Tremellomycetes, Filobasidiales, Filobasidiaceae. The record is from RefSeq and is a predicted model, not a curated record.
AUGUCUUCCCCUUCGACAAUGGCGAACAUUCCUGAGGCUAUUCAGCGUAGGCUAGACAAGAUUGAGCCGAAGUGCAUCGCAUACCGCAAAACCUUUGCGGAGCAUGUCGAACGGUAUGGAGAUUGGAACAGCUAUGUGGAGGCUCUAGAUGGUCACGAUAAGAAAUUGGCAAGCGCAAUCAAGAAGGUAGCCGGGUCUCUCUCGGAAGACUACCGCGGGACUCCCACUGGGCUAGACUCAUUCAUCCGUGACAUGGAGCUCAAUACCUUGUAUCACGUUGGUAGGGACUUGGAUCGCCGAGCCGGAAAGGACAGCGACAAAGCCUUCCAGAUGAGUAGAGCAAUAGCUGAAUACCAUCUCAACGAGUCGUUAGAAGCGGAGAAGCAAGCUACCUCGACGCACCUAAAUAGGGAAGCGCUGAACGAGCCGGGUGCACUACUGCCUGAUAAAGGCGACGCUAUAUCCGUCGACUCCCAGCGGGCCGGUUUCGAAGGUGCCGCUUCUCAGACCUAUCACUCCAUCUGCCCCAUCUCGCCUCCAAAAUCUCGCAUCAUGUCCAAUUCAGCCUACCAUUUGACCGCGGCCAAGCCAGACUUGCAUGACAAGGUCGUCGCCCUUGGAGAACAGAACCUUUCCAACUUUAUCUUCGGCUACCUCCCGGACACCCGCGAUGCUAACGGCAUGCGGGUCAAAUACAAAGUCUGGAUCGCACUAAAGGCGUUCAGCAGGACCAUUCUCGACAUUACCAGUCUCGGACUGCCGGGGUGCAUGUUCAUUCGAGGGGAAUGGGAUGGCGCACUUGUGGCGUGGCACGUUUGGGUCAGACAGCGAUAUGAAACGGCCGAGGCUGAACUGCUUGGGCAGAGGAUGGAAGCGGUCACGAAGACCCUCUUCGAAGUCAUCGAUCUGAAUGGUAACCAAGAACAGGUCACAGUAUCGGAGGCGAGAUUCGAGAAUGAGCGACGAUGCUACACGGACGAACACUGGUCGCGGCCAUGA